This is a messenger RNA of Naegleria lovaniensis, 1041 nucleotides long. RefSeq lists its product as uncharacterized. The transcript has a single exon. The record is from RefSeq and is a predicted model, not a curated record. The coding region runs from base 1 to 1041 and encodes 346 amino acids. NCBI's taxonomy places the organism in Eukaryota, Heterolobosea, Eutetramitea, Acrasida, Naegleriidae.
AUGAUGCUUCCCUCCCGUAAUGUUGCUGCUGAUUCCGAAGGAGGACAAACACUUGUUAUUUUAAUGGAUCUUGGAAUACACGAUCAUGGUAGGGAUCCCAAAAUCAAGCAUCAAAAUAAUGUUGAGGAUGAUCGUCAUUUUGGAAGUAGUCAUGGGACAGGUCUAUUCCAAAAAUUAUGUAUAAAGAUGAGAAGUAAAAAACGGAAGGGAUUUUCUUCUCAAUUUGAAUUAAUCGGUACCAUCAAAAAAGAAUCAGUGAUACCUUAUUCUAUGGUGUUAUCAUAUCAAUAUAAUUGUAUUCUUGUUGGAAAUCGGAAUUAUGAUUCGCCUUCUGUUGAAGUAUUUGAUUUGGAGACUAAACAACACAUUAAAUCAUGUGAAGUACACGUCACUCCGUAUUAUUUGAAAAUUGAAAAGCUCAAUAAUGAAGAAGAAUAUUUAAUUUGCGUACACUACUCACAUAUAACGAAAUACAAAUUGCGCGACAUUGUUGAUAACCAACACUCAUCUCAAAGUACUCCUAAAUAUUUGUGGGAUACAGAAAUUGCUUACAUCAGCUCUGCAGCUGUAGAUUAUCAUCAAACAGACUCUUCUAAAAAUAUAAUUUUCACUUGUAAAGACUGCUAUAUUGUUAAGGUGAACUCAUUGACUGGAGAAGAAUUAUCACCCAUUAAUGUCCGUAAUUGUACAUUCUCAAGCGAGUUGUAUUGCUUGGAAUUGCUGCCAAAUAGAAAUAUUAUUGUAUUUUGCAAAGAUAGAUUUUUUACCUUAAAAGAGCAAGCCAAUGGAUCAUGGAUUUCAAUUCAUGAGUUUGGUCAAAAUUGCUCUAUUUCGUCCAUUGUAGAUUUUGUUUAUGAUGAAAUCACACACAAUACCAUUGUUUGUUGUUACAGUCCCAGAUCCAUCAUGGUUUUUAAUGAAUUUGGAGAGGCCGUAACGAAACAUGCGGUGACCUCUCCCAUGGCCUGCUGUUUACAUCAAGUAACGGGUGAACUCUUUGUGGCGGAUGAUCAUGACCAAACUGUCAUGAUUUUCAAGUAA